Molecule: messenger RNA, 5979 nt
Organism: Mercenaria mercenaria
Lineage: Eukaryota; Metazoa; Mollusca; Bivalvia; Venerida; Veneridae
Exons: 2
Coding region: 1-2067 (688 amino acids)
Biological process (GO): glycolipid biosynthetic process
Cellular component (GO): membrane
Molecular function (GO): galactosylceramide sulfotransferase activity
Source: RefSeq, a predicted model, not a curated record
AUGAUAGCCUCGUACCCAGUCUACAUCCUUGCCCUGAACCCAUUCUACAUACUCGUACCAAGUCUACAUCCUAACAUCGUACCCAGUCUACAUCCUGUCCUCGUACCCAGUGUACAUCCUAGUCUCAUACCCAGUCUACAUCCUAACCUCGUACCCAGUCUACAUCAUAGUUUCGUACCCAGUGUACAUCCUAACCUCGUACCCAGUGUACAUCCUAGUCUCAUACCCAGUCUACAUCCUAACUUCGUACCCAGUGUACAUCCUAGCCUUGUACCCAGUCUACAUCCUUACAACGUACCCAGUCUACAUACUAACCUUGCACCCAGUCUACAUCCCAGCCUCGUGCCCAGUCUACACCCUAGCCUCCUGCCCAGUCUACAUCCUAACCUCGUACCCAGUCUACAUCCUAGUCUCAUACCCAGUCUACAUUCUAACCUCGUACCCAGUGUACAUCCUAGCCUUGUACCCAGUCUACAUCCUUACCUCGUACCCAGUCUACAUACUAACCUUGCACCCAGUCUACAUCCUAGCCUCGUGCCCAGUCUACACCCUAGCCUCGUGCCCAGUCUACAUCCUUACCGCGUACCCAUUCUACAUACUAACCUUGCACCCAGUCUACAUCCUAGCCUCGUACCCAGUCUGCAUCCUAGCCUCGUGCCCAGUCUACAUCCUAACCUCGUACCCAGUCUACAUCCUAACCUCGUAUCCAGUGUACAUCUUAACCCUCAAUUUCUGUACCUUUGCCAUGAUCAUUACAUCAGCAAACUUUUAACAACAGAUGUGGAAGGACCUCAUUUAAAAGCCUCACUUGAGAAACCUACCCGACAGUUUGUUACUAACGACCCUAGAAAGUUCAGGGACAGCUUUCGCAGCACUUCUGCUCUCAUUUCAUCGAAUGAAGGCAACCUUUUUGGAGAAGAAAAGGGUAAUCGAGAGUCUAUAGUGGAAAACAGUCAAGAAUAUAAAAACCAGACUAAAAGCGAAAAUCAAUUAAUUGCUGGUAGAUCUACAGAAAAUGUUUUUACAACGGAUUAUAAAGAAGAAAGAACACAUAAUAAUAAGACAGUGCUGACUGAAAAUACAAAUCUUUCAGAGCGUGUCGGAGACGAACACGUUAUUGAGGAGAAACGACACAUUGCAUUUUUAAAGGUACACAAGGCCGCUUCGACAACGCUGCAAACCAUGUUCUUCAGGUUCGGAUAUGAGCGUAACUUGAGCUUCGUAUUACCCGUGAAGGGUAAUUACUUUUCAAAAUCAGCCAAAGUUCACGAAGAUCUAGUACCUGCGCUCCACGGUGACCAUUACGAUAUCCUAUGUAACCAUGGCAUUUUCAGUUACAAAAUUUACUCAAACGUAAUGCCGAAUGACACAGUCUAUUUAGCAGUUGUGAGAGACCCUCUUGAUCAGUUUAUCUCAGCAGUUAAUUACUAUACAGAUUUAUACAAAUUCAGAUAUUUGAUGGAUGUGCCAGGUAAUCGAAUAGAAAAUCUUAUCAGAUACCCGGAAAAAUACGAUACACCUUUGUCCUACACCAUGAACUCGAUGGCGCGUGAUUUUGGUUUCAAACUAGACCAUUUUUUCAUCGAAAGUGACCAUGGAGCGAAACAGUACUUACAACACCUUGGUGAAAUAUUUGAUUUUGUAUUGAUUGCCGAACAUCUUGAUGAAUCUUUGAUACUGAUGAAAAGGCUUUUAAACUGGUCUUUGAAGGAUAUAUUGUACAUGUCCAAAAAUGUACGUGGAUCUGAAGAAACAAUAAGUGAACAACUAAUGAAAAAGUUCAGAAAGAGAAACAAGCUCGAUUACAUGGUUUACGAAUUCUUUUAUAACAAAUUCAAAACAGAAUUGAACAAAUCUAAAGAAAGCAUAAAGGCCGAGACGGCACAUUUCAAACGUGUGUUGAUUACUGUACAAAACUGGUGUCUGGAUUCCUUGUUUGGAGAAUUAACGAUAGAAGCUUCGGAAUGGAAUAAAGAAUUUGUUCUAACUACAACAGAUUGUCAGUUAAUGACAAAACGUGAGCUUAACUUUAUAGAGCUUUUGAAAGGUAAAACCAGCAAGUUAUGACACGACAGCUCACGUACUCGUAGAUUCAUCUUCCUUGCAUUUAAACCAGUCUUAAAAGUGCAAUGUUCCCAGUCUGUGGUAAAAAACGACAAAUAACGUUGUAAUGAUUGAAAAUGGUGUAUAAUGUCUUCUUUAUAGCCUUGAACUUAACUUUGUGCUAAUCACCAAGUCUUUGUCUUAAAGUUCACGUAGGGAUUCAGUGGAAGUAAUUUUGAUAGAACGGAGACAGCAAGUGUCACCCGAAAUGGCAUCUGUAGAUGUUUGUGUUGAGACAAGCUGCUUAUAAAAGCUUACGAUACAGAAACAGACUGCUUCGUUCUUUACAAAAUGAUCAGUAAAAAGAACUUACAAAAUAAGACGGCCUGAAUUCGACAUAUAAACCUUACAAACUGAGUAUUAAACUAGAACAAAUAGAAUGUUUAGAAUUUAUUUUUCAGAUAACACAUUAACAAUAAAAAUCUCUGAAAAAAAUACAUUUAAAAAAAGAAUGAUAUAUUUUUUCACUUCCGGCAGACGUCCGUUCGGUUGGGAUAUUUUCUAAGCUUUUCUAAAGCUUCUCGGAAGCUAUUCACUUGGGAACGAACGCGGUAGUUGACAAACAAGCCUAUCAGGUGAGGUUCUCGCAAAAAUGGUAAGAUGCUAAUCUGGCAGCUUUCACCAGGGCCAAGUUCAGUGUACAAUUAUUGCACUGGUAGUUUUUGAACAUUUUUAAAUGAAAUUCAGUAACUAGGAAAUGUUUGGGCCUACAGUCCUCGGAUUGGCGGAGGAAGAUGACUUAUUGAUUUUGAGGUCAUUAGGUCAAGGUCACAGUGACUCUGACCAGUGACGUGCAACAGGGAAACUGUUUUUUGUCUAUAGCAAAACCGAUCGUAUAACCAGAGACAUGUCUCUGAUAUAACUUUAAAAGGAACAACACUGGACCUCUCCUAUGUUUAAAAGAAGCCUAUUUGUUUAAGGUAGUUCUGCACGUUUGAUAAACCGGAAGUGAUGGCGUACCGUCAUUUAUUCCGAUAACGUAGAAUAAAGCCUGGAUUCAGCGUACGGAAAUGAAAAUCAUUUCAUACUUAGAAAUCCAAGCCAGUUUGCUGGCUUAUUGGUGAAAUUGUCUCCCUUGAAAACAGCUUACUGAGGGUAUCUAUUAACCAUUAUCGGUCAGUUUACGCCUGAAAUAUAGAAAGAGAAAAUCUUUAACACAUCAAAUGACAUCAAAAGCAUUAUCUGACAAUAUUUAUUAAGUUAUUGAAGUAAUCUGCAAUAUUUACAUUUUCCUUUAAUCAAAUAAUUUUAAUAAAAUAAAAUAAAAUCUUCUUGCUUCCCUAAGCAUUUGAAAUAAGUAAUUGAUUUUGAUCCAGAGUCCCAUUGAUUUCUGAAUUAUUGACAACCGGUGAGUAAAUGUAUUACAAUUGUAAUGUUACUAUCUUAAUAUGAUAUUAAAAUCUAACAUGUUAAAUGAUUUAAAAAAUGUCUUAAAAUCUGUUUAUAAUUCUUGGAUGUCUUUAAUCAUGAGCAAAUAUAUCAGAAACAAACAUGAACCUAUACAUUUUAUUUCACCAUAUCAUAGCCCAUAUGUUUAUUUGCGACUAUGAAAAGUUUCAUCAAAAUCUGCAUUGUAAAAAAUCUAUUCGAGAAAUUAUCCCUGUGAGGUCCAACUUUUUCAAUUCAGUCCAGCAAAAAAAAAAAAAAAAAAAAAAAAAAAAAAAAAAAAUAAAUAAAUAAAAUAAAAUAAAAUAAAAUCGAGCACACGACCCAGUCUUUUUUAUUUGCCGAAUUUUCGAAGUUGAAAAAUCAAGAUUUAGUAAAAUUAUACAUUGUAGAAAAAAAUUGAUCCAAAUGUGCAGAACUACUUUAAACUAUUUUAAUAGAUUAUUUAUAAAUUACAUCUUCAUCGAAUCUUAAUCUAUCAAUCACCCACGAUGUCUUUUAACAUCGUUUCCUUAGUUACAAAAGGAGUAUGACGUAGUAUCAUGUAAUAUUUCACCUUUUAAUUCAAAUCUGUUCAAAAGUGAAAUGAACUGCUGUUACGACUAAAAUUGAUAAAGUUUACUAUUUCAGUUGCAACUUACAAACAUUUGCGUCAUGCCACAUGUCAAGUACGAGAAACACGUGCAGAAUCUGUAAUUACACAAAGACACAUUAGUACUAGGUUUAUCAUAUGGAGGAAGUGUACAUGAUGAUAGACGCUGACCAGAACCUGUUUCACUCCACAUUCGGAUAUGUAAAUUUUAUGUAGAAACAAUUGAAACUUGUUAUUUAGGAGUUUAUUAGGGUAGGUCCGCUCGUUUGACAAACCCGAAAUCAUUGCAUUACGUAAUGUACCCGGUAACAUAAUAAUAAUAAUAAUAAUAAAAAAAACCCGGAAGAAACUGUUAUUUAAGUGCCGCUUGGAAUUGUUGAUUUCUGAAAUAAUGAAAAUAAGCACACGGACCUAUUUUGUUUACGAAAGAUAGUGACUUGUUGAAUAAAUUGUUGGAGUUAUGACGCGAAAGAAUCUUGUCAUGAGUGCCUCUGAACGAGAAGUAAUGCUUUUAUUGAGAACAAAUAAAUGUUUGGGAUAUAUUAGGCUAAUUCAGUUAUACGAGGUUACCAAGAAUUAUUAUCUAUAUCUUUGAAAAUGUUCACCGAUAUGUGGCUGUUUUUCGUGGACUUCUUUACAGUGCGCCGCUAUAACGUUUGACGCUAUGACGUCACAAAUGAGACGUACAUACAAUGCAUAUGUUACAUAAUAGCACAGUUUCAGUCUUCUUUAUUUUAUAGAAAAAGUCGUGUUUUCUGUUAUCAUAGAAUAGACAAAACGCUGAUUUGCAACUGCAAAAAGUUUCAUCAAAAUCUACGUAAUAAAUAGAAACAAUUCCAUUCGCAAAAUGUCAUCAAAAUAGUAAUUUCCCAAUAGACUUUCACUAUGAAAGCUUGCACAAUGUCCUUAUUUUUAAAAACAAUCAUAUACACGAGUCAAUAAGUUUUUUUUUUACUUUUUUCAAAUUUUCUAAGUAUGUUCCAAAGUUUUUAAACUUCAGAGUUUUAAUCGAAUUCCGCAACGUAGACAAAAUUGAACCGAACGUGCAAAUCUUUCUCAACAAGGAAAUAUUUUAUGCUUAUAGUUCAGCAGGUCGAAAUAACAACCGAUACAGAAAAAGACAAGCUAUCUCAUAUUGAAAUGCUUUGAUUUUCAGAGCACAGCGGCCAACAGAAAUUACCAAAUAGAUAUUAAACCUUGUUUCGAAUUUCAUGGCGCUGUGUAAUGACGGCGGCAGCGGCAGGUUUGGUUAAGACGCAUCCUUCAACGUUAUUAGGAAUGACCAGGCAAAAGAAAGUACAACCGAUUGAAGAAUUAAUAGAAACAUUAAAAAAUAAUCUUAAAAUGUGGUAAUAAAUGCACAUAGAAUAUUUGCCUUUCCAUAUCGGCAUCAGUGGGCUUGUUAAAUGGUGACAUAAAUGCGUAUCAAGUUUUACCUGUUACGUUUUUCGUAUCUUUGGGAGGAGCCCAAAUAACCUGCAAAUUGGAAGAAGAAGGGUGUGGCGGAGAUUUCUUUUAAAUGGUAGAGGAUGGGUCGAAACGUGGCAGUUAAUAAUUCAUAUCUUCUGACUGUUCUUUUUUCAAAGCAAACGUAUUGUUUUGUCGAGUAAUAAACUAUCAAUAUAUGUUUUCUAGUAAGACGUCACGUCAGAAUAACAGAAAUAUGUACACAUGUCAUAAAAAUAAUAUUCCUUGCGAUUCGUUUUAGAAUGAAUUUUAUUGAAGAGCAGACGAUACAAUAUCUGUUACAAUAUAUUACUUAUAUGAUAAAAACUAUGAAGUGAAGUGUUUCUCUUUGAAAUGUAUGUAAAUAUUUAACAACUAAUAGAAUAUGUGUAUUUAUAUUUAGGCUCAUGCAAAGCCGUCUUGAAACUAGAUCGAGUCAAUUGCGAUGCAGU